ACAGCGGAGCGGCGUCGGAGUGCGGGUCGGAGAGCCCCGAGCAGGACUUAGAAUAGGCUGACUUUUUUUUAUUUUUAUUUUUUAUUUUACCGUUUGGUUGCUCGUUUCCCUUCUACUUUCUUUUUUCUCGGUUUUUUUCCUUCUACCCCAACACUCUUUUGAGCUUUGCUCUCUUAUUAUAGAGAGUGACGAAAAAAAAAAGUAGAUUCGACUAAUACGAAUAAACCGCCAACCGCUUCUACAACCAUGGCAUCUGCGAGCAGCUCCGCGCAGGCCGCCUUCGGGCUGGGCCGGAGAAAGAAGAACCCCGGGCUCCUGGAUCAGAUAGGAAAGUUCUUUGGAGGGGACAAGAAAAGGAAGGGCAAGGGUUCUUUCCGAGGUGCUCUCUCUCCAGCCCCUCAGAAAGCGUCUGCCACCUCGCCACGCAAACGCGGAGCCGAGAACGCCGUGGUCCACUUCUUCCGCACGAUUGUGUCCCCUGCCCCUCCUAAAUCUAGGUGGAGGGGACUAGCUGCCAAGAUGGGCCUGGGCCAACAGAAGUCAAGCAAGAAGGCCAGCUCUGGGGACGGCAAAGGCACCCUGACUAGGAUCUUCAAAAUGUGAUGAUAUCAGCAGCAAAGGUAGCAGGAGUGCCUCCCCAGCCAAACGCUGAAGUCCCCUCCCGCCCCCGAAAAAAAAAAACGCCUUCCAACACCAAGAGGGUCGAUGUUUGAGAGCACAUCAUGGGGGGUGCAAACCAAAAAAAGGAAAAACGGAGGAAGUCUCGUCAUCCCCUCAAACUGAGCUGCCUUUUUUUAACACCCUAAUGUUUGCUAUUACCCCUCUUUUCCCUCCCGCCCCCCAAAAACAAACGCUCAUUCGGCUGAUCAGACAGCAACACAAUCUCUUCUUCGCCCUCCUCGUCCUCCCAACCGCCAAGCGUCGUGCAAAGUGUGUGCCAGUGUGAAAUAUCUGAGAUCCUGAAGCCGCUCAACGUGUGACCAGCCUGAAUGAUCUUCUUUCUUCCUGUGUGUACGGGUUACGUUUUUUUUUUUUAGUCUCGUCUUUGUUGGGUUUCUAACAGAAAGGUGGCCUUGACCCCCGAAGCUGAGGGUCACGCAGGCCGGUGCAAGUACCGCUGACUUGACCGUUAAUGCCGCUUGUUGAUUGGUUGAUUAGUACCAGGUCGCUUCUGGAUUGGAAGUAAUAAUAAUAAUAAUAUUUUUUUUCUUCUUAAAAAAAGGAGUCGUUUUCUGUCUCGUCUUUCUGUCCGUGUCAUUACCUCGAACAUUUCCUCUAAGCAUCGCGUUGUGAACAGUUUAAUCGCUUUUAUUAUUAUUAUCCUUAUUUUACUAGCGUCGUCUUUUCACGUGCUUCCUUCCCUCACCCCCUCGCGUGAAGCGUCCUGUUAUGAAUGUAAUGUUUUUAACUUUUAAGCUAGCUGGUGGUUUUGCGCGGGGAAAAAAAGAAACUGAGACGUACAUUUCCUCUUUAGUUCACUAACAUUUGACGUUUUCCUCCCACGUCUGUAACCGCGUCACUUGAUAGUAAAGUUUGAACGCUAAUGUCGGAGACGUGCUCAAUGCUUCCGUGUCGUCUGCUGCUGGCCGUGUUUCUGUCGCACACUUAGAGCUAAAUUCAGUUCCCGAAAUGUGCCUUUUCCUCCCGACUGCCAAAAAAAAAAACAAUUAGCUGUUUCCUUUUGGUGAGUGAAUAAAGAAAGAGAGCAACACACAGUUUUCACAAAGGUGCUCUGUGAUUAACUCUGUAAUGACACAAUAUAAAGUGUUUUCCUUACGAAUGUGUUGAGUUUUGUGUUAAAAAACAAAGACCAAUGAUUUUUUUAAAAAAAUGCUCCAUCUCUGUUGUUUUUUUCUUUUCUUUUGCUGAAUGGAUCCCACGAAUGAAUGUAAACAACUCCCCUUAUUACUGUACGUGUAAUAAAAACAUGACUGGCCUGUUAACUGAACAUAAAAAUAAAAAAUUAAAAACGCAUAAACCAA
Messenger RNA from Xiphophorus maculatus (southern platyfish), 1982 nucleotides. Its product is annotated as myelin basic protein-like. The record is from RefSeq and is a predicted model, not a curated record. Bases 247 to 603 code for a protein of 118 amino acids. Lineage: Eukaryota; Metazoa; Chordata; Actinopteri; Cyprinodontiformes; Poeciliidae. Gene Ontology annotation, molecular function: structural constituent of myelin sheath. Gene Ontology annotation, biological process: myelination. The transcript has 7 exons. Gene Ontology annotation, cellular component: internode region of axon; neuronal cell body; compact myelin.